GCAAUUUGGUUAGGUUAGGUUGAACCAAAACAGAUACCUUCUGUUUCUUUCUCACAGUUCAAAUCAAAACCCAUUUUUCCUUCAAUAUUUUCUUCUCUUUCUUUUUUUCCUUUCUUUCUCAUUAACUGUGUACAUUUUUUACCGAUGAGAAAGCAUUUGCAACCUAAAUUGGUUAAUCCAAAGCCCUUAGAUAAAAAAUUACUUUGUUUGCUCCCAUUUUAAUCCAUUACUAACAGAUUUUAUAAUUUUACAAAAUAAUGCUUACUUGUAACCUUUUUAGUAAACCUUUUAUGUCUCGUUUCUUCUAACCAUGAUCAGUUAACCAAUUUCCAUGAUUGUCUUGGUUUAAGCAUGAUCAGGUUCUUCUUGGAUAAAACCAAAGACAAUUGAAAUAACUCAAAAAGAGUCUAAACAAACGAAAAAAUUUGACAACAAAAAAAUAAAAGUAACCAGUUGGAAGCAGACACCAGUACAUAGUCACCCAAAAGUCAACCAUGUCUUCGGUAAAAGUAGCAGUAAGGGUACGACCCUUCAAUAAUCGUGAAAUUGGCUACAAAUGUCGAUGUAUUAUUGGAAUGAAUGGACAAACAACAACAAUUACAAAUCCAAAGAUACCUGAUUCGGAUAAAAGUUUCAAUUUUGAUUACUCAUAUUGGUCACACAAUCCAUCGGAUCCUAAUUUUGCAUCCCAAGAAAAGGUUUACAAAGAUAUUGGUGAAAAAAUGUUACAACAUGCAUUUGAAGGAUACAAUGUUUGCAUAUUUGCUUAUGGACAAACUGGAGCUGGUAAAAGUUAUACAAUGAUGGGAACCAAGGAGGAAGAGGGUGUAAUUCCUCAUAUCUGUCGUGAUCUUUUUCAUCGCAUUUUAUCUGAUAAUGAUGAGAGUGCCAUGUAUUCGGUGGAAGUUUCAUUCAUGGAGAUUUACUGUGAACGUGUUCGUGAUCUGUUGAAUCCUAAAAUCCGGUCAUCUCUACGUGUUCGUGAACAUCCUGUUCUUGGUCCAUAUGUUGAAGAUUUAUCAAGACUUGCAGUCACCUCAUAUGAAGAUAUUAGGGAAUUAAUGGAUGAAGGCAACAAAGCAAGGACUGUUGCCGCAACCAAUAUGAAUGAAACGAGCAGUCGAUCUCAUGCAGUGUUUACUAUUAUUUUUACUCAACAAAGAACUGAUUCUAUCACAGGUUUGGAAGCUGAGAAAGUGUCCAAAAUAUCGCUCGUUGAUCUAGCUGGAAGUGAACGUGCUGAUUCAACUGGAGCUCAAGGAACGCGGUUAAAAGAAGGCGCAAAUAUCAAUAAAUCAUUAACUACAUUAGGCAAAGUUAUUUCAGCAUUAGUUGAAAUGUCAGCAACUAAGAAAAAGAAGAAAGGUGAACAUAUUCCAUAUCGAGAUUCUGUUCUAACUUGGCUUUUGCGUGAAAAUUUGGGAGGUAAUUCAAAGACGGCAAUGAUUGCAGCCAUUAGUCCAGCAGAUAUUAAUUAUGACGAAACAUUAAGUACAUUACGUUAUGCUGAUAGAGCUAAACAAAUUGUAUGCAAAGCAAUUAUUAAUGAGGAUGCCAAUGCAAAAUUGAUACGUGAAUUAAAGGAAGAAAUAGCAAAAUUGAAAGCGUUGCUUAAAGCUGAAGGAUUAGAUGUUAGUGAAGAUUCAAAUCAAGUCGAUGUACAAUCUGUUAAAAGGCGAACCGGUUCGGUGUCACAAGUUGGCGAGACUGCAAUUGAACAGCUUCAAGAGUCGGAAAAGUUAAUGUCCGAAUUGAAUGAAACCUGGGAAGAAAAAUUAAAACGAACCGAAAAAAUUAGACUUCAAAGAGAGGCAGUUUUAAAUGAGAUGGGAGUUGCAACUCGUGAGGAUGGUGAUACAGUGGGACUGUUUUCACCGCAACGUACGCCUCAUCUGGUCAAUUUAAAUGAAGAUCCUCUUAUGUCCGAGUGUCUAAUCUAUUACAUCAAAGAUGGUUUCACUCGUGUGGGUCGAUCUGAUGCUGAAAUACCGCAAGAUAUUAAACUUCAUGGAAGUCACAUUGGAGUUGAACAUUGUAUAUUUGAGAAUCGACAUGGCAAAGUAACAUUAAUGCCAAUCCGAGAGUCACUUUGUUAUGUUAAUGGAAUGAAGGUUGACAAGCCUGUUGAACUUAAAACAGGAUCCAGAGUAAUUUUAGGAAAAUAUCAUGUUUUUCGCUUUCAACAUCCUGAACAAGCACGAUUACAACGUGAACCCAAACCCAAAGAGAUUGAAGUUGACCCGGAAAAGAAUGGAUUAAAGCUUGUUGAUUGGAGUUUUGCUCAACUGGAACUAUUAGAGAAACAAGGAAUUGAUCUCAAACUGGGAAUGGAGAAAAAGUUGGUUGCACUUGAGGAACAGUUUAAGAAAGAGAAAGAAGAAGCUGACAUGUUUUUCGAGCAACAACGAAAAGAUUAUGAGGCUAAAAUUGAAAGUCUACAAAGACAGGUUGAUGAGCAGUCAAUGACUUCAUCGUCCGCUUGUAUUUCAAUGGUAACCUCUAUGGUAACCUCAAUACUACCAGAUGAAGAAGCAACCGAAGAUGUUUUCAGUGAAGAGUCCAAUUGGACCGAUGAACAAUACAGCAUAGUGAGUGUAUCUUUCAACAAAUGGAAAUAUCAUCAAUUUACAAGUCUUCGAGAUGAUUUAUGGGGAAAUGCCAUCUUCUUGAAAGAAGCUAACGCCAUUUCGGUUGAGCUAAAAAAGCGAGUGCAAUUUCAAUUCGUGCUUCUCACCGAUACAUUAUAUUCACCGUUACCAGCUGAUUUAACCUCAGCCUCUGAUUAUGAUGAAAUUUACGAUGGGGAAUCAAGAGAAGCUAGUCCAAGAACAUUUGUGGCAGUUGAAGUUUUAGACACAAAAAAUGGAGCAACCCAUUAUUGGUCUUUGAGUAAAUUAAGGCAACGAUUGGAGCUUAUGCGUCAUAUUUACUAUCAUUAUUUUGAUGAUAUUGAGCUUGUAGCCUACCAAACCGAUUCUGAUUCAACCUCAGUUCAAUUGAUGAAAUCAUUUACCUUCUCUAAUGACGAGAUGAUGAAUCAAAUCCAGAUCGAGAACAGAAAACGUUUGGAGUUGAUGAGAGAAAUGUACAAAAACGAAGCUGAAAUGUCACCAACAUCACCAGAAUGUAACUUCGAACCCAGUUCAACUGGAGGUGAUCCAUUUUACGAUAGAUUCCCCUGGUUUCGAUUAAUUGGAAGAGCAUUUCUUUACAUUUCCAAUCUAUUAUUUUCAGUAACUUUAGUCCAAAAAGUUCCCAUUGUAACUGAAAAAGGUGAUGUUAAAGGUUUCCUUAGAGUUGCUAUACAACCAGUCACUGAUGAUGAUGAUUCAACAAAUGUACCUGACAUUGGAUCUGCUUCAUUAAACAUCAAACAAUCAGCAAGAAUUGAAUUUGAUCCUGAUGAUCCCAAACUACUUAGCCUUAAGCAAAAAUGGACCCAACCUGCGGGUUCAAAGGAUUUUAAUAUACCUAAUUUACUAAAAUUUAUUAAUGAUCCCGAGUUGAGUGAAUCGAACAAUAACAAUAAUGACGAUGAAGAUGGCGGUGAUAAUAAUGAAUGUCCAGAUUCGAACAAUAAUAAGCAAAUUUCAGUAAUAAAUGGUGACAAUAAAGCAUGGUCUAAAUUUAGUGAUCAUAUCAAAUUGGGCAAAGAUUUUACCUUUCGUGUUAUAAUUUUACAAAUAAUUGAUGUUGGUAAAGAGUAUGAAGACAUUUUGUGCCGAUUCAAUUUCCUUCAUCGACGUGAUGAACCCUUUUUAACUGAAUCAAUUAAAAAUACUGGAAAAGGUCCACCUCCGGGUUUCUUCAGGAUACAAAACAUAACAAUUCAAGUUACUCAAGAGUUUAUUGAUUAUCUUCAAUCUUAUCCGCUUGUUUUUGAAGUUUUUGGUCACUAUCAACAUCAUCCACUUCAUAAAGAAUCAAAGGAUGUCAGGGAUUUCAUUCCAGCAAUACAAAAUCAUGAUUCAGUUCGUCAACCUCCUCGUCGUAUGUUUCCACAAUUAAUUCCAGUCUCUCAACCUAUUCGAUCAAAAAGAUGCUCUUUAUUGAAUGCAUCGCCAAGCUCAGCUCAUAUUCAUGCCAAAUACGAUUUAUUAGUAUGGUUUGAAGUCUGUGAGUUAACACCCACUGGUGAAUACAUUCCCGUGGUUGUUGAUCACCACGAUGAUACACCUUGUCGAGGUACAUUACUCCUUCACCAAGGAAUCCAACGUCGUCUUAGGAUCACAGUUAUACAUGAAGAUGAUCCAGACAUUGUUUGGAAAGAUAUUCGGGAAUUGGUUUUGGGGCGAAUACGAACAAGUGUCGAUUAUCCAGACAAUUUUGAUGAUGAAGAAGAUGAAUCAGUUUUAUCUCUUAGUUUGUUUUCAAUUGAAUUUCUUGAAAAAAUGGAUGGUCGAUCAGUUUGUCGAUUUGAAGCUGCUUGGGAUACUUCACUUCACAAUUCAGAUUUAAUGAAUCGAGUUACACCGACUGGUGAACGAAUCUAUUUAACUUUAUCUGCUUAUCUUGCGUUGGAAAAUUGCAAUCAAUUAGCUAUCAUAACAAAAGAUUUAUGUCUAAUGAUUUAUGGCCGAGAUGCUCGAACUCUUCCUAGAUUGGCUCCAAAUACCAAGGCUCUUCGUCACUUGAUCAGUGGAGCUUACAAGAACGCUGAUUGUAAUCAUGUUUCCGCUGUUUAUGAGUUAACUCUCAAACGAGCUGUUGAUUGUGGGUCUCCUGGAGUGAAAAGACGUCAAAGACGAGUCAAUGAUACUUCAGGGAUUUACGUUCGAGGCGAAGAAAAUUUGAACGGUUGGCAGCCCAGAGGAGAUUCAUUGAUAUUUGAUCACCAAUGGGAACUAGAGAAGAUAAAGAGACUUGAACUAACUGAGAAAGUUAGACAUAUCUUAACAGUUCGUGAGAAGCUUGAGAAAAAUUCAAGUCAACCUGAAAUACUUUCUUGUGGGUUAACAGCCAGUGGAAGUCGUAUGAACCUUGCAGCUCUAGCAGCAAGUGCUAGUCCAGCAACAACUCCUGUUACCGAUGAGGCCGUUUAUAAACUCUGGGAAAUGUCUUCAAGAGAAAAAGAAUUGUGUCAAAAGUGUGUCAAUUUAAUCCAAUCGCAUAUACCAUCGAAACCAAGUCCACAUCCAGUGAAAAAGGCUUCCCUUGGAACUCCAAGUGGCGAUGAAUCAGACCUUUGCUCUUCAACUCAUUCUAGCCCUGAGUUAUUAUCACCUGAAAAACCAAUCAACCCAGGUGAUUGGUCACAAAGAAAUAGUGUUACUCCAGACAAGGACAGAGAUGCUUUAAAUCUGCUCGAUCCCGCUUUGAAACCUUUAUUUGUCCCUGAAAUUGAAGAAAUACGAUUAAGUCCAGUUAUUUCUAGAAAAGGGUCAAUUCUAUUGUCGGAUGAGAAAUCAGCUAAAUCAGUUAAACGUUGGGCAAUUGUUCGUCGUCCUUACCUUUUCAUUCAUUUUGACGAACGUGAUCCAAUUGAAAGAGCGAUAAUAAAUUUGGCAACAGCAAAUAUUGAAUAUCCUGAAGAUUUGAAUGAUGUAAAACAAUGUCGAUCCAUUUCAAUUGAAACCAGACAUAGAACCUUCGUUCUUUAUAGUUCCAAUGAGAAGGAGCUUCACGACUGGCUUUAUGCUAUUAAUCCGCUUUUAGCUGGUCAGAUAAGAUCAAAAUGUCCAAGAAAUUCAGUUUUAUUUGGUACAGUAGAUUCCACUAACAAUCAAGGACAAUGUUACCUUUAGAUUAACAAUUUAAAAGUAAACACACAGUGAUCAUCUUGGACAGUACAGUAGCCUCAAUGAUAAUGACACUUUAGAUAAUGACUUGCGAUUGGAAAUACUUAGUGAAUCAAUUAUUAUCUCAAUCAUUAAUAUAAUCAAAGAGUUCAAUCAAAGCAAUCGUCAAUCGAUUCAUAAUGUAAAAUUAAAAGCAAGACUUGCUGUUGAUCGGAUCCCAAUAAUCAAAUUGUUACAUUUAUUUGUAAACUGAAAUUGUCAGCAAACAAACAACCGUCAAAGAUGUCUCAAAUAAUCUAUUUUGUAUAUAUUUUUUAUAUUUUUCUUCAUGUUUCGAUUGCAGUUUUGACUAUAGUUUGGUUCUUAUUCUCGUCCAUUUCCACAUUAACUACAAUUUUAAACUAUUUACCAGGAUGAAACCAUCUUACUGAGUGAUUUUAACUGAUUAUUUUAAUGUAUAAUUAAUUUUUUUAUUUUUGUCUUAUUGAUUGAUGAUAAUAAAUCUAGACAAAACUUUAUUGUCACAUUCGCUGUCCAAAA
Molecule: messenger RNA, 6278 nt
Organism: Tetranychus urticae (two-spotted spider mite)
Lineage: Eukaryota; Metazoa; Arthropoda; Arachnida; Trombidiformes; Tetranychidae
Source: RefSeq, a predicted model, not a curated record